Panicum virgatum (switchgrass) is the source of this 697-nucleotide messenger RNA. RefSeq lists its product as uncharacterized. The transcript has a single exon. NCBI's taxonomy places the organism in Eukaryota, Viridiplantae, Streptophyta, Magnoliopsida, Poales, Poaceae. The record is from RefSeq and is a predicted model, not a curated record. Bases 50 to 523 code for a protein of 157 amino acids.
ACCCACACACACCCCCACACCCGAGCCCUCCUCACGGUCGCGGCGAGACAUGCUCCGGCGCGCCGCCUCCACGCUCGAUGUGCACGCGGCGGCGUGGCUCCGCCGCCUCCCCCGUAGGCCGGCGAUGCCUCUGCCUCCGCUGGCGCAGCUGGGGAGCCACCACCCGCGGGCCCAGCUCCAACCCCGCCGCGGGCUCCCGCACCUGGGUGGCGCGCGGGGCUACCGGCACAUGGCGCGGCGGAUCCCGGCGGCGAGGCCCGACGGGUACUCCACCUCCGAAGGCGAGCUGGAGGAGGAGCCGGACGAGUGGGCGCGCGAGGAGAUCCCGGAGCCGGACGCCGCGGGCGAGGAGGGCGACGACUCGGAGGGCAGCGAGGUGGAGGGGUACAUGCUGGACUUCGGCGCCCUCCGCGACGAACUCGGCAAGAAGGAAGAGGAGAGGCCGCAGCGGGUGGAUCACGCUUCGUCCGGCGGUGCUCGACAGGUGCUCGAGGAAACGCCUGUGAGGCGCCGCCGCGUCUAGCGCUAGCCGUCGCUGCUGGAUUCUUGUCUGCUUCAAAUCCCUGUAUCGAAGUGGCAUUUCGAUUCCCUAAUCAGAAAUGAAUGAACAUCCAGGUCUCUUCGAAAAUAAACUAAGCGUGUAUUAUAAACGGAUUCAACGAAAGUCAAAUCUAUGCAACUAUUGCAUAUUCGGUCA